Molecule: messenger RNA, 2464 nt
Organism: Mugil cephalus (flathead mullet)
Lineage: Eukaryota; Metazoa; Chordata; Actinopteri; Mugiliformes; Mugilidae
Product: palmitoyltransferase ZDHHC23-A-like
Exons: 10
Coding region: 660-2279 (539 amino acids)
Molecular function (GO): small molecule binding; palmitoyltransferase activity
Source: RefSeq, a predicted model, not a curated record
AUCAAGGCUGCCGUCUCUGCUUUUGAACACCUCAACAUAGCCUCUCAGCUGUGGACAGAGGUAUGAAAGACUCCUGGCUCUUGUGACUCCCUCAAUAAGUUGAUGUGGCACCUAUUUUUACCAAGCAGACCAGCAUUCAGAUCUAAAAUGGUUACUGAUAGAAGCAGCAAAUGAAGAGCAGGCAGGAGUGCGCGAGAGGACGACUUGUGAACUAUUUAAUGAAAUGUGAGCCAGCAGAUGCAACGCAAUAUCAAAACCACUUGUCAGGAGGAAUUCAAGAAGUUGCCUUCUGUUGGGACACUUCCACCAUGGGAAUCCAAGAAAUGAAAACCAUCUUGCAGCGCUGAUACGGUAUCGCAGCAACACCACCACCGUAGAAACAUGCCAAUUUCCUUUUUCAGCACAAAUGACUGAUGGGAAACUAGGCUGCUCUUCUCACCCCCACCCCCCCUCCUCUCAAUCACUCACAGAAGGAGCUUGGUAACAAAGGGAUCCUCUUUCUUAAUCAUUUUGAUCUUCAUUUCUUGCUGGAGAUCGCAGAACUUUUGCCUGGAACCUUUAUAUCUAACAUUUAGGCCAGCAUACUCUAUUUCCCUGGCUUUGAGCUUUUGUUUUGGAGAUAAAAGGACAGCCAGUAAAGUCAUCUUUAGCACGUCAUUAUGAAAUGGGAGAAGUUAAAGCCUCCAGAACCAGAUGAUCCAAUAUGUUGCUGUGAAUGUGAUAUCUACCAGUACGGAUGUUGCUGUGACUGUGAAGAUCUGGAUGAAGCCUUUAACAGGUGGCUGAGAGACAGACCACCCAAGGGUGAAAAUCAGUCUCCGGUGUUCAGGGCCAUGAUCAACAACCUGGAGAUCUCCAUGAUCCCAGCCCUGGUGCUCCUGCCUCUCCUGCUGAGGGUGGCAGCGCUGCACUACCUGCUGGGUAUCACCAUCCUCACAACUCUGCCCGGCCUGGUCAUUUGGUACUACUACGCCACACACCGAAAGAAGAGGCGAACCCUCUUCUUCCUCACACUUGCACUUUACUCUCUGGCCUAUAUGUAUUACCUCUUCAUCACAGAGAUUUUACCUCGUGGGGAUGUCAGCCAGCUGCAGGUGUGUACAGUGACAACUGGGAUGAUUCUAACCAUAGCCUCUCUUAUUCGCACCAAGAGAGGUCCGGGAUUUGUGACUGCAGCCGGCCUCUAUGAAGCGCAAAGUAAGAAUGAGGAAGCCAAAAAGGACUCCACACAUCUUAACGGAUCCAGCCAAUCAGCUGCAUCUUCCUCUGAAACAUCGGCUGAGGUAAAGACAUGCAAAGAGGACCUAACGGCGAAAUGGAGCAGGUGUUCUGUGUGCAAAAUAAGGCGCCCCCCACGUGCUGGACACUGCCGAACCUGCGGAUCAUGCGUUCAGCGUCUGGACCACCACUGUAUCUGGAUAAACAGCUGUGUUGGACAGGCAAACCAUUGCAGUUUUCUGCUGACCCUCUGUGUGUUCGUGUUGACCUCUCUGUAUGGGAUCAGUUUGGUGCUUUGCAGCCUCUGUCCUCGACAGUAUCUUAUGACGGCUCUCUUCUACUGCCCGGGCGUUUACAAUCAGUCUAGCACAGCUCUUUGCUUCACCUGUGCUUGGUACAGCAGUAUCGUCACAGGUGGACUUCUAUACCUCCUGGUGACACAAGUCCUGAAUAUCAGCUUCAACAUUACGGAGAGGGAGGCUCAACUGGCUCUGAGGAACAAAACGGGCCACAGUCGCCUGUGGGGUCUUGUUGUUGACACAGGAGAGUAUUCACGUGGCUUCUAUCAGAACUGGGUUGAGUUCCUCAACAUGGCAAACGUCUCAAUGACAGGGAAGUGGUAUGUGAUUGGGUUUGCCACUAAUGCCCAGUGGUUUGUCACCCGGAAAGCAACCAUGAAGAUGGGGACGACAACGUUCACCCCAACUCUCACCGAGGACUUGGAGAUGUCAUACGCUGCUGUCAACUCUGAUGGAUCCUGCUGGAGAAUGAACAACCUGGCGAAGAAGACCGAUACCCCCGGAAGGUUCACAUACAUUAGUGAGCGCUGGGGGAACGUGAACGAUAUGAGCGUGGUUAGUGUGACGUAUGACGAGUACGCCCUGAUUCACACCAUCAAGACCAAGAGUGGUGAACAAACUAUUGUCAACAAACUCUAUGGACGUGCCCAGGACCUGAGUGCUGAGGUGAUGGAGAAAUUCAGGCAGUUCUCUGUGGAGACUGGCGUCCUGCCCGAAAAUAUUGUUUUCCUUCCCAAAAAUGCGGAGUGCCCAGCAGCCUAAUUGCUAUCUCAGUCAUCAUGCCCUUGAGGCCAUCUGAGGAAUUCUACAUCUGUCAACGUGACUACGAAUUUCACUUAAAUGUUGUUCUUUCAAAUGUUUGUAGCUAUUAAUGCCACAGAACAUGACUGCUUUCAGCUCUGCAGUAGUAACCAUGUGCUGUCAAAUAAAGACAUACGGAUAAAAUA